GGUUGGACUCGAUGAUCUUGGAGGUCUUUUCCAACCUAAACGAUUCUGUGACUCUGUGAUUUACUGAGAGGAGCUGCUGUGGCUGCUGUUGGAUCCCCUCAGGAAAAUAAACAGGCAUUUGCUGGUGUUUUCAGAGACAGGUAAUCUGUCUUUUAACAGCAUAUCCAGUUUUAUCUCUACAGAAAGCCAGGCCCUCACAGCACCUGGUUCUCAUCCCACCAGCAAUCCCCAAUCACGAGUCACUCCUGAAAACAGGGACACAUUUAUUGAUGCCAAAGAACUGGAGCCUCAGGGGUUGUUUCAGUGCCUGUCUCACAGCCCCAUUGCCCCGGGGAAGGGGGUGGCAGGGCAGGGGUUGCCCAGGGGGACUCGGGCUGUAAUUGCCCUCCAGGGCUGGCAGGUGAGCUGCCUCAGGUACCUGUUGGUGACUGGUGAGGCUCCUUCUUCUUCUUAAUGCCAGGGCUGGGCUGGCAGUGCCAUCCCCGUGGGCACAGUGACAGCACCAGUCCACCCACGCCGUGAGUAAACUGGGUAUAAAAAGCUACAAUAUGAGUCUUAUCUGUCACAGAUCCAAGAUGGAAAAGCCCCACACCAGGGGAACAAAGUGAUGCUAUUUUAGGGUUUCACCACAGAUAUGCAGCGAAACCCCCACGGUUUCAAACCCCACGUCACUCAUCAGAUAAUUGCAUUAAUAACCUGCAGAGCUCGUCGUAAACCCACUUUGCAUCCGUGAUUUACACAGAUUGGGCACAAAAGGAAUAGCCAGAAGGCUCAGGUUGUGCACUUGACCCUGUGCUGUCCCUCCAGGGCAGGGGGAUGGUGGGUUUGUUCAGCCUCUGGCACAGCCAGGUACUGACUUGAUGCCUGAGGAUAGAAAAGCACCCAAAGCAAAGGUUUUUACAGACCUUAGUGGCCAUUCCCUUUGGAUCAUAGCCCUCCUGGAAAAUCUACAGACACAGAAUAAGGAGGUGCCCCAGCAUAGCAUGAGAGCCAUCCCCGGUGUGGGCCAUGCCCUUCCCCAACGCCUCUGAUCCGCACCCGUCCUUCUUGCUGGCGUCGCUGCCGGGCCCGGAGGGCGCCCAGGCCUCUUUGGCGGCGCUGCUGUGCGGGGCCUACGCUCUGGCGGUGGCGGGGAACGGGGCGGUGCUGCUGGCGGUGCGGCUGGAGCCCGGCCUGCACACACCCAUGUACCUGCUGCUCUGCAUGCUGGCCGCCCUGGACCUGGCGCUGGCCACCUCGGCCGUGCCGCGGGCCCUGGCCUUCUACUGGCUCGGGGCGCGGGAGAUCGGCUUCGGCGCCUGCCUGCUGCAGAUGUUCCUCAUCCACGCCCUGUCGGCCGCCGAGUCGGCCGUGCUGCUGGCCAUGGCCGUGGACCGCUACGUGGCCGUGUGCCACCCGCUGCGCCACGCCGCCGUGCUCACCAACACCCACACCGCCCGCCUGGGCCUGGCCGCCCUGGCCCGGGGAGCGCUCUUCUUCCUGCCCCUGCCCCUGCUCCUGCUGCCCCUGCCCUUCUGCGGCUCCCGCGCGCUGUCCCACUCCUUCUGCCUGCACCAGGACGUGAUGAACCUGGCCUGCGCCAACACAGCCCCCAGCGUGGUGUACGGGCUGGCCGCCGUCCUGCUGGUCAUGGGGCUGGACGCCGUCCUCAUCUGCCUCUCCUACCUCCUCAUCCUCGGGGCCGUGCUGCGCCUGCGGGCCCGGCGUGAGCGGCUCAAGGUGUUCGGCACCUGCGUGGCCCACGUCUGCGCCGUCCUGGCCUUCUACGUGCCCCUCAUCGGGCUGUCCCUGGUGCACAGGUUCGGGAGGGACCUGGCGCCGCUGGUCCACGUCACCAUGGGGAACGUCUACAUCCUGGUGCCCGCCGUGCUCAACCCCAUCAUCUACGGGGUGAGGACCAAGCAGAUACGGAGGAGGAUCUUGAGCCUGAUCCGGGUCGGCGACAGGAGUUCCCAGUGACCUGUCCCGUGUCCUCAUUGCUCACGUUCCACCCUCGGUGUCCUCUGGGUGCACCCCGAGGUGCUGCCAGGAGGCAAAAGGUAAAGAGUGACUACAAACUCCUUGCCCUCAUCAAACUUGGAGAGAAUCCAUUCCAGCGAUCUAAACCCAGGCCUGGCUGAGCGGGUUCUGCAAUUGGAAGGAAAAGUGACUCAACAAACUGAU
Messenger RNA from Neopelma chrysocephalum (saffron-crested tyrant-manakin), 2163 nucleotides. Its product is annotated as olfactory receptor 51E2. The record is from RefSeq and is a predicted model, not a curated record. Gene Ontology annotation, molecular function: G protein-coupled receptor activity; olfactory receptor activity. NCBI's taxonomy places the organism in Eukaryota, Metazoa, Chordata, Aves, Passeriformes, Pipridae. The transcript is spliced from 3 exons. Bases 1009 to 1959 code for a protein of 316 amino acids. Gene Ontology annotation, biological process: G protein-coupled receptor signaling pathway. Gene Ontology annotation, cellular component: membrane.